Rosa rugosa (rugosa rose) is the source of this 3330-nucleotide messenger RNA. Its product is annotated as disease resistance RPP13-like protein 4. Gene Ontology annotation, molecular function: ATP hydrolysis activity; ADP binding. The record is from RefSeq and is a predicted model, not a curated record. The transcript has 2 exons. Lineage: Eukaryota; Viridiplantae; Streptophyta; Magnoliopsida; Rosales; Rosaceae. Gene Ontology annotation, biological process: defense response to other organism. Bases 511 to 3021 code for a protein of 836 amino acids.
CCAAACAAAACCUCUCAAUUUUCUGUGCUCUAUUGCUGCAAAUUCUCUAUAUAGAUUCUCUUGGUAUUUAGAGUGUUGAGUGCAGGUGAGUGGAUAUCAGCAAAGGACAAUUGAAAGGCUAUUUCACAUCGGGAGAGAUUGCAGCUAGUGCACAAAGUGAGCAGCUUGUGUGAAAAAAAAAAAAACAUAUAGCGGUGAGUCAAGUUCAACUCCAACAUCGAUAAGGAAUUCAUCCGAUCAAAAUGAAAAUUGAAUUAAAGAAGAUUAGGGUAACCUUGCAUGAUACUCAGGAGGACCAUUUUUGUGUGCGCGCGCGCCUGUGUAAUUCAAGAACCUGCUAAGAGUAGUAACUUCAACAAUUUACUGGUCCACUGUUUGGCUGAUUACAGUUUUAUAUGAAUAUCAGUGUUGAGGUCGGAUCCUGUGAACAACUUCCAGCGAGAGAAUACGCCUCGAUCAGUUGAAUAGUUGAGAAGAAAUACAUACAAAGACUAGGCGCACAUAAUCGCGAUGUCGUUAAUAGUGGGGGCUAUGGUCCAGACUCUAACGGAGCAUGUGUUCACAGCUCUAAUGAACCAGGCUGAAUUUGCACUUGACUUCAGCGGCCAGUUUGAGCAGUUGAAGACAUGGCUUGAUCUCACCAAGGCCUUACUUGCAGACACGGAGAGUCUCAACCACAAGAACAACAUUGUCAAGGCAGCAUUAUUUAAGCUGAGAGAAGUCAUCUACGAAGCUGACGAUGUACUCACUGAUUGCUUGGUUAGAGAUGAAUACAGAAAGGAUGGAUCUUGUUCCGGCUCCUUGUUUCACGAUCCAUUCUUCCUGCAUCGUACUGGAAAGAAAUUGAAAGACAUUAAUUUGCGUAUGAAGGAGAUAGAGCAGACCUUGGGCAAGUUUUUGAGGGCUCCUGAUAUCAUCCAUAGAGAAGAUGCAUACCAAGGUAGGGUGAUGGUUUCACAGGACUGGAAUCCAACUGAGAUAAUUGGGUUGGAUAGCGAUGUGGAGAAGAUUAAAGGUUGGCUUUUGGACACUAGCAAGGUACUUUCCCACGUAGGCAUUGUGGGAAUGGGAGGCUUGGGGAAAACCACCAUUGCUCAAAAGAUAUUUCAUGAUCUAGAAGUAGUAGACCACUUUCACAAGCUGAUAUGGGUGUGUGUUUCGCAAUCAUUCAAUGCUGAUCGGAUUAUGAGGAGCAUCCUAGAAGGUCUAGGAGAAAAUGUCUCCAGAGCUGGUGUUACUCAGAUUUUGAGCAGAAUUCAGAAAGUACUUAAAGAUCAGAGCUGUCUGAUUGUCAUGGAUGAUGUGUGGAAUCAAACAGAUGUUGAUUGGUGGACCAACCUCUGCUCUGUUAUACCCAAGCAAAGCAGCUGCAUCAUCGUUACAACUAGAAAUGAAGAAGCUGUAAUUGGUAUGGGAGUUGAAAGCUCACGAAUCCACCGUCCCAAGACUCUUAAUGAUGAGGAAAGCUGGCGCUUGUUCUCCAAGUUUGCAUUUCCUACAAGCAAGGGAUUGUGCCCGGAGGACAAGCUUGAGAAAUUAGGAAAAGAACUCUUGAAGAAGUGUGGUGGACUCCCACUCGCAAUCAAGACUAUAGGAUCCUUGUUGGCAUCAAAGGUCGCCUCCCCUUCUCAGUGGAGACGAAUUCUGGAGAGCUUUCAUGCUUUGACAACCGAGGGAAGAACUAGCUCAGUUAUGGCCUCUUUGCGACUGAGCUAUGAUGAGCUCCCGCCUGGUCUGAAGCAAUGCCUGCUUUGUUUCUCCAUCUAUCCUGAAGACUAUGAGAUACGUGCUGAUCAGUUAAUCCACUGGUGGAUUGGAGAAGGCCUCGUGCAAAGCAAGGGCUCAAGAACAGCACUAGAAGUGGGAUAUGAGUAUCUCGCGGAACUGAUAAGCAGAUGCUUGGUUGAGAUUGUGCAGCAGAGAGGAUUUGAUGGGAGAGUCUACAAGUGCAAGAUACAUGAUAUGGUGCGGGAACUGAUAAUAAUGAUUGCAGAGGAGGAGGAAUUAUGCGGCUUUGACGAACAAGGCAGACAGAAAUUGACAGCAAAGACUAGGUGGUUAUGCUUUAUUGAUGAAAUGGAGGAGAAGUCUUUGAAACGUAGUUCAAAGCUCAGGGCAUUGUUGAUGAUGUCAAGCCGCAGAUUUGACUUUGAAAGGAAUUCUCUGCGAUCCCUCAGAAUGUUGGAUUUAUCAAACUGCACUGUGGAUGAGCAUUAUGUGAAGGAUCUCUUCAGCUGGAUCAGCUCCCUUAAGCGCUUGGCAUCUUUGAACUUAAGUGGUAUUCAGGCUCUGAAAGAAGUGCCAUCUUCAAUUCAUAAUCUCCUCAACCUCCAACUUUUACUUCUAACAGGUUGCAGCAAUCUAGAAAAAAUACACCCUUCCAUCACUAAUUUGAAGAAGCUGAUUAUUUUGGACAUAGGCGGGUGUCCCAUCCAAUACUUACCUCAGGGAGUGGGAAGGCUUUCUUAUCUUCAAGAGUUCUCCGGAUUCAAGGCUGUGAGUCAGCCUAGAAUGCCAUGUUUCCGGCUUCUUGAGAUUAGGGACCUGAUCAACCUGAGAGUACUGCGAAUACAUGUAAGCAGUACCACAGUUAUCGCAGACAAUGAACUUGAUGUCCUCUCUCAGCUUAGAAGGCUCAAUGUUCUGGCUAUCGAUGCAGAAGAUUGUAGAAAUAACAAUGUUUUGGAAAUGCUAGAAAGGCUGACCCCUCCUCCAAGCCUCCAAGAGCUGUAUCUUAGGAAUUACAGGAAGGAAACUCUGCCUAGCUGGGUUAAUCCCGGACAGCUUUCAAGAUUGCAGUAUCUUUGCAUCGAGAAUGGAGACCUUGUCAAGCUAAGUAGUGGUCAAACCACCUGGAACCUUGAAGGCCUGUGUCUCAAGUACUUGAUGAGGCUAGAGGUAGACUGGAAGGACUUGGAGAAGGAUAUGCCUGUACUCCACUACAUGGAGAUCAGUCAUUGUUACGACUUGAAGGAUUUCCCAUGUUCUGUUAUGGAACCUGGGGUCUGGAGAAAGAAUUAAGGUUGGGGUAUUGAUGGCUUUGAGAUGACUCUAGCUACAACCCGGAGGUAUGCAAUUAAUCAAAACUUAUGUACAAUUGGAGGAAAUACUACUGGUUGCUUCUUGUUGUGGUAGCAGUAUUUUUGUUGUCUUUUUUAAGAGAGAGUAGAAGUGGUUUGAAAUGAAUUUUUCAUAUUGUUUAUGUGUGAUGUUAUCGUUAUACUUUGAAGUGGUCUGAAGCAUUUACUAUUAUGCAGAUGUAAACUUAUCUAUUCCCCGAGUGAUUGUGUACUGAUGACAUGCAUUCUCAAUUACGCUCUCCUUAUUGGU